AAAAAAUGCGUGAAAUCGUCCAUAUUCAGGUUGGCCAGUGUGGAAAUCAGAUCGGUGCAAAGUUCUGGGAGGUGAUCUCCGACGAGCACGGCAUCGACCCAACCGGCAGCUACCACGGCGAUUCGGACCUUCAGUUGGAAAGAAUCAAUGUUUACUACAACGAGGCCUCCGGUGGCAAGUAUGUGCCUCGUGCCAUCCUUGUUGACCUUGAGCCGGGAACCAUGGACUCGGUACGGUCUGGACCCUUUGGCCAGCUCUUCCGGCCAGACAACUUUGUGUUUGGCCAGAGUGGUGCCGGCAACAACUGGGCCAAGGGCCACUAUACAGAGGGUGCGGAACUGGUGGACUCUGUCCUGGACGUAGUGCGCAAACUGGCAGUGAACAUGGUGCCCUUCCCACGGCUGCACUUCUUCAUGCCCGGCUUCGCCCCCCUGACGUCUCGCGGCAGCCAACAAUAUCGGGCCCUGACCGUGCCAGAGCUGACCCAGCAGAUGUUCGAUGCCAAGAACAUGAUGGCCGCCUGCGACCCGCGCCACGGCCGCUACCCCACGGUGGCUGCCAUCUUCCGCGGGCGCAUGAGCAUGCGAGAGGUGGACGAGCAGAUGCUCAAUGUGCAGAACAAGAACUCCAGCUACUUCGUGGAGUGGAUCCCGAACAAUGUCAAGACCGCCGUCUGCGACAUUCCGCCCCGUGGCCUCAAGAUGUCUACCACCUUCAUUGGCAACAGCACUGCCAUCCAGGAGCUGUUUAAAAGAAUCUCGGAGCAGUUCACUGCGAUGUUCCGUCGCAAGGCUUUCCUCCACUGGUAUAGACGCAAAUGA
Messenger RNA from Ixodes scapularis (black-legged tick), 821 nucleotides. RefSeq names its product tubulin beta-4 chain-like. Gene Ontology annotation, biological process: microtubule cytoskeleton organization; mitotic cell cycle. NCBI's taxonomy places the organism in Eukaryota, Metazoa, Arthropoda, Arachnida, Ixodida, Ixodidae. The transcript has a single exon. The record is from RefSeq and is a predicted model, not a curated record. Bases 6 to 821 code for a protein of 271 amino acids. Gene Ontology annotation, molecular function: GTP binding; GTPase activity; structural constituent of cytoskeleton. Gene Ontology annotation, cellular component: cytoplasm; microtubule.